GACGAGGGGUCUCAGCUGGUUGCGCUGCUGCUGGGCGCAAAGCCGGGCGAGCACGUCGUCGACUACUGCGCGGGCGCAGGCGGCAAGACGCUCGCGCUCGCGGCGCAGAUGCGCAACAAGGGGCGGCUGGUUGCGAUGGACGUCGAUCACGCGCGACUCGAGCGCGGGGCGCCGCGCCGCAAGAAGGCGGGGGUGGACAACGUGCAGACGCACGUCAUCGAGCAGGGCAAGGACAAGUGGCUCAAGCGACGGAAGCGGACCUUCGACCGGGUACUCGUCGACGCGCCUUGCUCCGGCGUCGGCGCCUGGCGGCGCAACCCAGACGCCCGCUGGCUGCGCCGGACGCGUCCCAUAGAAGAGCUGCUUCCCGUGCAGGCGGAGGUGCUGCAGCGCGCCGCAAGGCUCGUCCGUCCAGGCGGCACUCUGGUUUACGCCACCUGCUCGCUGCUGCCCGAGGAGAACGAGGCGCAGGUCGAGGCUUUCCUGGCCUCGGCCGACGGGGCCGAGUUUGAGCUCGCGCCACCGGAGCACUUUGGUGCGCCCUUCGACGACGGCUACCUGCGGCUCAGCCCCGCGAGGCACGGUUGCGACGGGUUCUUUGGCGCGGCGCUCGUUCGUGACGCGCAUAUUCUCAGCGAAAUGUCCAGCUCUGAGGCACCUCCGGAGGCAGGCCGCCGCACGCCGGCGACACAGCUCCAGCUGUCAAACUGA
Emiliania huxleyi CCMP1516 is the source of this 711-nucleotide messenger RNA. RefSeq lists its product as hypothetical. NCBI's taxonomy places the organism in Eukaryota, Haptophyta, Isochrysidales, Noelaerhabdaceae. Gene Ontology annotation, molecular function: methyltransferase activity; RNA binding. Gene Ontology annotation, biological process: RNA methylation. The transcript has 3 exons. The record is from RefSeq and is a predicted model, not a curated record. The annotation marks the transcript as partial.